Messenger RNA from Ostrinia nubilalis (European corn borer), 5521 nucleotides. RefSeq names its product putative protein kinase C delta type homolog (gene Pkcdelta). Gene Ontology annotation, molecular function: protein serine/threonine kinase activity; ATP binding. Gene Ontology annotation, biological process: intracellular signal transduction; peptidyl-serine phosphorylation. Lineage: Eukaryota; Metazoa; Arthropoda; Insecta; Lepidoptera; Crambidae. The record is from RefSeq and is a predicted model, not a curated record. The coding region runs from base 51 to 4739 and encodes 1562 amino acids. The transcript has 9 exons.
GCGCCCAGUCUACGCGCGCCCGGCACCACGCGCGCCCGCGACGCGCCACCAUGCCGCUCUACUCGGAGCAUAUAUCGAACAUGUACUUUAGUGGAUCACCCUCGUAUACCGGUUCGUCCUACAGUUAUGGAAGUUCAGUGCCACCUUUCGGAUCUUCGUACAGUGCAUCCUAUCUCAACCCCGGCGGGAGCUACAGUACCCACUCAUCGCUCGGAGGCUACUCCCGAGCGCCCAUAUCUUCGAGAUGGAUAUCCAGUUCUGGGAGAAAUUAUUCUCCCAUUCUCAGCACGAUCUCGGAAAGAGGUUCUGCGAGUCCGGUAAGAAUAAACAGCCCACGAAGAAUUCCUAUUGCGAAGAGAACAUAUGGGACUCCAACUUACACUCCGCGCCCUAUCAAUAUCAACACGGCUGAUAUUGAUGUGUCUAAGGACAGGUAUCGUCAUAAAAAUGAGCCCGCCCCUGUGAUGAGUCCUAAGACAUCUCCGAAACGAGAGGAGCCUAGCACUAGUAGUCCUAAAACAUCUUUGAAACAAGAGGAACCUAGCACUAGUAUAGAAAACGGUCCCUUCAUGCCGCGAGUAGAUGGAAAACCUGAAACAGGAAUUGAUUCGUCACCAGGUAUACAAAGGAGUACGAUAAAACGUGGUAGGACAGUAGUGAGGCUUCACACGAUUAAAAGACGUGAAAGAGAUUCUCCUCGAAAACCAAACGAAGAUCUUCCAAAACAGGAUAACGAAAAUACAACAGAUGAAUCUAAAAUACCAAAUGUAGAAGAUCCCACGGAAAAUUUGUCAUGGAGGGAAAGAUUAUCUGAUGAAUUAGUAUAUAAGGGUAAAAAAGAAAAGAAAUCGUUAGGAACGAAGCUUGUUGAGAAAUUUAAAAUACGAAACGACGAUGAUGAUGUACCUAUUCAGGAUACCUCUCAGCGUAUAUCAAAAGCUCCUGCUCAAGAUACCGCUCAGAAUAUUUCUCAGAGUACUUCUAAGAUAGAAGAAAGUGUUCAAAGCUUACCGACUCCUCCUGUGGCUAACACUACAGGUGGGCUUAGCAAAUCUCCAGAUCGGCGUUGUUCUAUGGAGCUUUUAGCUGAACAAGCUAGUUUGUUGGACUCAUUAAUACGUAGUGAAAAUCUCAGCACCACUAGUUUAGAUUUAAGUAAAGUUGGUAUCAGUGAUAAUGCUAAAAGAAAUGAUGAAUUGUUCCAAGCAACUAAAAGAAGAAAAAGUAAUGAUGGAGAAAAUCCCUUAAAAACGACAAAAUCGGAUCAUUCCUUACAUGAUAGUUUUAAAUCGUUUAGAGAUGCCAGACAAUUUCCUAAACGCCGAAGCUUAAAAAAAUCUUCGUCAGGAGGAUCAAUUUGUAGAUUAGAUUCUAUAACUGAGUUUCCAAAAGGAAUAUUGAAUACUGAUCUACCCUCCAUUGAAGAGAGUAGACUUUCAAUUAAAAACGAGACUCCUAAAACAAAACCAAAAUUGAAAGCGAAGAUUACCUCAUCAGUAGACGUAGACGUGUCUCCGCCAAAAAGUCCUUUAAAAUUCAAAGUGGAAAAUGUUACAGUUGAAGAAAUUCCACGAACACCUAAGAAAGAAAUUGUGUAUAGCAGUGUCAUAUACCCAGCUAUAGAAACAGGGGACAAACUUGAAAAAGAUAUCGAAAUCAAUACUCCGCAAAGGACUAACAAAAAUCGAAAAAGUAUUAAGAAGAAAUCAAAACCAUCAACUGAUGAAACAUUAUCACCAGAGCCAGAUGACGGUAACUUCUGGGAAAAAAUUGGAAAACGAGAAACAGUGUAUUUAUUGAAAAGAAAACAAAAUAUUGAUGAAAGUCGAGAAAAACAACGAAGAGCAUUAUUUUGGUUUCCCGAAGAACAUGAAUUAAAUGCAGACGAUAAUUAUGAAAUGGCCGAAAGUGGUUUGGAAUGUAGGGUGAACUCAGCUCAACAGGAGGUUAUAGAGAAAGAACUUAAACCAUCGUCAGAAAAUCAGACUGAAAUAAAUAUAAAUAAAUCUGAUUCAGUGGCAUCUGCAGUUGAAAAACAUAUAGAACCUUUAUGUUUGAAUGUGGAAGUACCAAAAACUGAUAUUGGUUCAGAACAGCUAAAAUCGGGCGUAAAAAUAAAAGAAGAUGAACCCAAAGAAGCAUUGUCAGAUAAAAAUGAGGAACAGAGUUUAAAAAUAGAAGAACAUAAUUCUUCUUCUAACUUUGAGAAAGAUACAGUAAAUGCAGAAAGUAGUGUGCCAAAUGCUGAACCAAUUUUCAUUAAGUCAGUUGAAGUAAAUGCUUGCGAUAAUAUCGGGACACCUACUACUAUACACGCUGAAACAAAUAAUUCAAAAACUGACCCAAUAAUGCCAGAAGAAAAGCCUACUAAAAUUUGCCAUGAUAAGAAAACUGACAAAAUUGCAGCUUCUAACGAUAAAGUUAAUGAAGAUUCUGUCAGCAAAGUAAAAGAUUCGGAAACCGACAUUUCUGUUAAAAAAGAACAAAAAGAAGACACUGCACAGAUGGGUAAUUUGACUGACGAUUCUCAGCUUAAAAAAUCUAAGGAUUCGUUAAUACCUAGCAAAGAAGAAAAUAAGGCAGUAAGCAUGUCGACUUCGUCAAAGGAAACUUAUCUUCAAGAAAAAGACGAGUCCCAAAAUAAAAGUAAUUUAAGUAAGAAAAUAGAGUCGGAACCUCCUAAUGACAGUAAUAAGUCUCAAUUGCUAUCUAAGAAUUCAAAAGAAAAAAAAUCCAGUGGUGCUAUGCCAGCCACCGAGAAAGUUCAGCAUAAAAAUGAGACAAAGGUUUCUCCAAGUGAACAAUCUAAAUUGAAAAGUAAUGUCACAUUGCCAACUCAAAAAGACUCGAAAGUUAAAGACGUAUUAAAAAAACCUAUUGGAAAUGAAACUAAAGUCCAAAAACUUAAACCACCAGUGAUAUCAGCUGUACAAAACGUCGAAUCUACUGCUAAGCCUUCCUCUUCUAACCAAGUUAAACAAGAAGAAUGUGCAGUAACAAAUGUUGCACCUACAGAUACGACUACCAGUAUUAUUGCACUAGAAGAUACAUCCGAUAAAAAAGAUACAAUUAGCAAGGAAGAUGAAAAGGAUUCUAAAGUUCUUGAUGUAAAUAUUACGCCAGUUUUAGAAAACAUUCCAAAUGAAAACAAUGAACUUAAAACUGAAGUAUUAGUACAACAAGAAGGUAUAGGAGAGGAUAAAAAGGCUGAAAAUGUUCCUAAGAUUGAAGAAAAGUUAAUAGAAGAUGCGAAACCUCAACCUGAGGUAGCAGUGAAACCUGCACCAAGUCCUAGAAGACCUGUGAAAGAAGAAGCAGCCUUGAGGCCCUUGAUUGCAACUCCACGUCCACUCCAAAAGAAAUCUCCGCAAGUGAUUCAUUCAAGUUCCUCAGAAUCAUCGUCGGAAGAUUCAUCUGAUGAAGAGGAUGAGGAUGAAUCUGAUUCGAGCGGGGAUUCAAAUGAAUUUUAUGAGUGCGAAAAUAAUCCGGAUGGCAGAACCUCCACGGGAUCCAACGACUCCGGGUUCGACUCAUCAGCUCCAACUUCUCCUGCGGGAUUUGUUCACAUCAAGAAAGGUGGCGAGAGCCCUGGCUCCUCGGCGGGCGCUGCGCAAGCGCAAAGCGACGCCACCGACGUGCUAGAACAGGAGCUUGAACAGUCCACAGCAUACGGGUUAUUCAAGAAGACAGGGCGGUUCACGCCCCCUGCGAGGUCCAUUCCACGAUUCCGAAAAUAUGCUAUUGAAGACUUCCACUUCAUCAAGGUCCUGGGCAAAGGCAGCUUUGGCAAGGUAUUACUGGCAGAGCUACGGGAUACGGAGUACUACUACGCCGUGAAAUGCCUGAAGAAGGACGUGGUGUUAGAAGACGACGACGUCGAGUGCACCCUCAUAGAGAGAAAGGUGCUCGCACUGGGCACCAACCACCCGUAUCUUUGCCAUCUGUUUGCUACUUUUCAGACUGAUUCUCACCUGUUCUUCGUGAUGGAAUACCUGAACGGCGGUGACCUCAUGUUCCACAUCCAGCAAAGCGGCCGCUUCCCUGAGUCGCGCGCGCGCUUCUACGCCGCAGAAAUCGUGUCGGGACUCAAGUUCUUGCACAAGAGAGGCAUUGUUUACAGGGAUUUGAAACUGGAUAAUAUCCUCCUGGACUUUGACGGGCACGUGCGGAUAGCAGAUUUCGGCAUGUGCAAGCUACAGAUUUACUUGGACAAGACCGCGGACACGUUCUGCGGCACCCCCGAUUAUAUGGCCCCUGAGAUAAUCAAGGGGCUGAAGUACAACCAGACGGUAGAUUGGUGGUCGUUCGGCGUGCUGCUGUACGAGAUGCUGAUCGGCCAGAGUCCUUUCAGCGGCUGUGAUGAGGAUGAGCUGUUCUGGUCCAUUUGCAACGAGAUGCCGUCCUACCCGCGCUUCCUAUCGCAAGAGGCGCUCACCGUACUCACGCGGUUGUUGGACAAAGAUGCGCGGACGCGGCUGGGCGGCGUGGAAUGCAUGCACGGGGAUGUGCGGGACCAGGAGUUCUUCCGACCCAUCCACUGGGACCGCUUGGAGCGCAGGGAGCUCGAGGCGCCCUUUAAGCCACGAGUGAGGCACCCGCUAGACACGCAGUACUUCGACCGCGCGUUCACAGGCGAGCGGCCGCGGCUGACCGCCGUAGAGCCGCACGUCCUCCGCUCCAUGGACCAAGAACCCUUCAGGGGAUUCUCGUACACGAACCCCAACGCCACCGACCGCUAAAACCAACCCAAUUUCUUUAGGGUGGUAGUUCGAAUUCGCUCAGCUAACGACGGAGCCCCAGGCGAGUGUAGUUUGUUAUACCACGCCUAUAAAGCUUCGUGAUUUCAGCUCUACAACGGAGCUAUAUGAGGCGGGUGAAAUGUUAGCGCAAGGCGAAGAUAAGUUGAUAGAAUUGAAUUUUUCGCACGCACGAAAAACAUUUAAUUCGAGUAGUUUAACGAGAAAAGUUGUUGAAAUACCCUCCGCGGGCGGAUCAGGUUAUUAUUUCGUUUACAGAUUACUAUGCAUCAAUUUCAUAGGUCUGUACAUAUUGCGUAAUAUAGUUGAAAACGUAAUCAUUAACGUCAUUAAAUAUUGUUUUGUAGAUUGCAAAAACAUUGUAAUUAUUGUAAAUCGUUUUUCAGCUCCUUGUGUUAUUUGAAAGCUGAAAAAGACAUCUAUCAGUAAGCUAAUUUUCACGUGUAGCUUAUGAAUUUUAAUGUAAAACAAUACUCAUAGUUGCAUGAUACUUUAAAGGAACAUCAGUUCCUCAUCUAGUCGUAAAAUAAAAUUAAUAAGUACCGAAUCAUUGCUUACGGUAAGUAUUUCAUUAGAUAAAAAAAUAAGUGUGAAAUGUAAUAGUGAUUUAGCAAAAUGUUAGUUUGUCAAAGAAUCUCAGUUGUUGAUUUAAUCAUUGAUUUAAAAUUAUAUUCAAUGUUGUAUCUUGCAUAUCACGAAAGUUCAAACAAAAAGUUUCGUUACAUAUUACAUUGUUUGUUAUGAAUAAAUUACUUUAAUAAACA